AUGUCGGGUUUCCACUCAGUGAGCUGUAAGUCUGAGUGUGAGCGGCAGAGUGAGAACCACAACUCCCAGAAGGCCUGGCGGUGUGGUCAAUCUCCCAGCAGCCCCGGCGGUGUGGUCAGCCCUUUACCCGACCGUAGGAGCACAGAGGGGUGGGGUGCUACGCUAACAAACCACACUUACUGCUCCGAGGCCACAGCUGCAGAGCCGUGCAUCAGCAGCCUCCAGUGCAUGACCUCCACGAGCCAGCAGGACGCCGCACCCGCCCCCGCCUGCCCCGGACUUCACAUGAGGCGGCCGUGUGUGAGACAUGAGGUGGACGGUCAAUACACAACAUAA
Molecule: messenger RNA, 336 nt
Organism: Knipowitschia caucasica
Lineage: Eukaryota; Metazoa; Chordata; Actinopteri; Gobiiformes; Gobiidae
Source: the annotation of a GenBank genome assembly